Messenger RNA from Plasmodium relictum, 4587 nucleotides. Its product is annotated as zinc finger protein, putative. The transcript has a single exon. The coding region runs from base 1 to 4587 and encodes 1528 amino acids. Gene Ontology annotation, molecular function: metal ion binding; mRNA binding. The record is from RefSeq and is a predicted model, not a curated record. NCBI's taxonomy places the organism in Eukaryota, Apicomplexa, Aconoidasida, Haemosporida, Plasmodiidae.
AUGACUGAAAUAAAUUCAAAUGAAAAAAAUGAAAACAGUAAUUCUUCAACAGAGGUAAAGAAUGUAGUACGUUACUCAGAAAUUAACUUAGAAUUGAUGAAAUCUAAUAAAUUAAAUAUAGAUAAUAAAAAAUAUAUUCAAGAGAAAAAUUUCUAUAAAAAUGAAAACUUUAAUCAUUGUAUAAAUGAAAAAAAAAAAAAAAAAAUAAAUAAAAAAAAAAUGGAUGAAGAUAAAAAAGAAGUCAAAGAUGAUAUGACAGAGAUCACAAAGGAGGAAGUGGUUAAGAAUGAUCAAAUUCUAGGAAAUGAGAAUGAACAAGUAUUAGAGCAUCAAUUGACAGAGAUAAAAAAAAAAAAAAAAAAAAAAAAUCUUUUUGGCGAAUAUAACAUGAAUGGAAUGAUUGUUGAAAAUUAUAAAUCAAAUAAUAUAAAUCAUAAAUAUUCGAAUAUUAGUGACAUUAAUAGUAUAGAAAAAAAUAAAAAUAAGAAAUGUAUAAAAGACCAAGCAACUAAUUGUAUUUCUGAUAUAAAUGAAAAUGUUACAAAACAAGAAAAAAAUAAUGAAUAUAUAAAACAUGGUGAUAAAAAAGAGGAAAGAAAAAUGCUUCAAAAUUAUAAAUCUUUUAAAAAUCAAAACAAGGAAAAAAAAUUUUUAAUAAAUGAUAAAAAUUUAUAUUACAAUCAAAGAUUUACUAAUUGUAUGUAUAAUGAUAAAAAAAAGGUAGAUAAUAGUAGUAUAUAUAUAAAAAAGCCUUAUAUUGAUGAAAAUUUUUUUAAUCAAGGAAUGAAUAGAAAUCAUUUUUAUAAUUUUAAAUAUUACCCCUAUAAUAAAAAUUAUUUAGAUAAUAAUAUAGCAAGAGAUAUAUAUAAUUUUAAUAAUCCUUAUUCAUAUAACUGCAACGAUUACUGUUAUUUAAAUCACCAACAAAUUCACAAUACAAUAAAUAAUCAAAAUAUAAAUCAUUAUGAGCAGCAAAAAUCUUAUAAUAAUUCGAAGCAUUCUGCUUUACCACUUUCACAUAUAUCAACACACAAUCACAUUAAUAAUAUUCAUCUAACUGACAUGAAUCCUAAAAAUUUAACUAUAAACACAAUAAAUAAUACCCCCAAUAAAGAGGGAUCUAUGAGAAACACAAAAUAUCAACAAAAUUACGUAUAUACGAAAAUGAAGGAAAAAAUACAUGAUCAAUACUACAGAAUAAAGCUAUGCCCCUUUUUAAAAAAGGGAUUAUGCCAAAAAGGAGACAACUGUUCCUAUGCACAUUCAACUGAUAAAUUAAGAAGUUCCAUUAAUUUAACAAAAACAAAAAUUUGUGAAUUGUGGAUAAAAAAUGAAUGUGAAAAUGAUAAUUGUGUAUAUGCUCAUGGAGAAUUAGAACUAAGAGCAACACCUGAUUAUUUCAAAACAAAGUUAUGUAAAUAUUUUGAUAAAGAAGGAAAAUGCCCUUCUGGAGACAAAUGUAGACAUGCUCAUGGACAAGAAGAAUUAAGAAAAAGAAAUUAUAGAAGAACAGAAUUAGAGAAAUAUGCUUUAAAAAAUAAAAUAAAUGUGAAAUUUUUAUAUAAUGAAGUAAAAAAUAAAAAGGAUAUUUCUGAAUAUAUUUCAUAUAAUCUCAAUAAACAAAGUGAAGACAAAAACCAUUUAUUUAGUUCUAAUGAUAGCAGAGAAUUUAAAACAAAUAAUGAAAAAAGAGAAAUAGUUUCAAAUGAAGAAUUAAAAACUAUAAAUAAUGAGUAUAAAAGAGAAACACAAAACUUUCAUUCGUCUGAUUUCAAUUCCCAAGAAAAAGAAAAUAAUAACUCUUCUAGUUUUAAUGAGGUAAAUGAGCAAAUUAUAGAAGAUAUAAAGGAAGGAAAUAAUAUUAGUAACUCCAAUUACAAUUAUUCACAUGAACGAAUUAAUAUAAUUGAUGACAGCAUCUUAAAUCUAAAAGAGGAAAAAGAAAAAAGAGGAAAGGUCGAUGAAUUAAACUUACAUGCUUUGAGUACUGAUUGUAAUAAUGUAAGUAAGGAUUUUAAUAAAAGACAAAUAAAAAAGGAAAAAGAUAAAAACGAAACUGUGAUUAAAAAAAAAAAAUAUGAACAAAUCAUAAAAUAUAAAGAAGAGAAGAGUAAUAGAGAAAAUAUAAAUGAAGAAAUAAAAUUAAGUGAUAAUAAGGAAUUAAGAAUAGUAGAAGCAGUAGAUACCAAAGGUGAUUUUGUCGACAAUGAAAAUAAAAGAAGUGAAAAAAAUUAUAAACGAAAAACUAAAGUGGAAGAAAAGGAAUGUGAACAAAUAUUUACAACAGAGAAAAAUACAAAUUGUGAGAAUGAACAAGAGGGAGAAAAAGAAAAAAUUGGUGAUACUUUCAGAAAAAUAGAAGAAAAUCAAUAUGAUAAUGAAAAUAUAGCUUCUAGUGUACAGAAGAAAUUAGAAGCUAAUGAAAAAGAAAAAAAAAAAAAAAGUUACAAUCUCAUUAUUAAAAAAAAAUUAAGCAAAUAUGAAAAUGAUAAUAAAUCAAAUAAUAAUAUUAAAAAUGAAAUUGCAUAUACAAAAUUAGUGAAAGAAGUAGAUGAUAAAUAUUUGGAGAAAGAUUAUGUUAAGAGGUAUAAUGGAAAUUAUUAUUUAAAUAGUUAUAUAAAGAAAAAUGAAAAAUAUUCUAAAAUUAAAAAUUUAAAUGAAAAUAGGAAUUUUGAAAAUGAUAAUAAUUCUAUAUCAAAAAAUAAACAUAGAAAAGAAAAUAAUAUAACUAAAAAUCACUCAACAAAUAAUUCUUCUAACUGUACAACGACUACCACAUCUAGUAAUUAUAAUUCGAAAAUUUUUAAUUAUAAAUAUAAAAAACAUAAUAUAAAUAAAUUUAUGAAAAAUUUUAAGAGUCCUGAUAAAGACAAUGCAAAGGUUAAAGAGUUAAGUGAUAAAAAUAGUGUACUGGAUACGUUGGCAAAGGUUAAUACUAAGCAGAAUAUGAAUAUUAAUAAUAAUUUAAAAAUUAAAGAAGAAAAAAAGGAUUCCAAUACAAUUCAAAAUAAUUUAAGUUGCAAAUAUUUCAAUAAAUCAUUUAAUAAUAUGUAUUUAAUCUCUCAUCAUAAUUCACCAAAUUAUAAUUUCGAAGAUUCUUCAAGGUUCUUUUUUACCAAUUAUAAUAAUACAAGUCCACUUUAUAUGCAUAAUCAUUUAACAAGAUUAAGUAAUUGUAAUAAUUUUUUUCAUAACACUACUUUUAGAUCAAAUUUAAAUUAUGAAAAAAAUUCUACUAAUAUAAAUAAUGAUAUGUUAAUAAAUCAUGGAAUAUUUCCAAUAAAUACUUUGAUAAAUAGUGUUAAUUAUUAUAAUUAUAAUGUAAAUAAUAUUUAUUCAAAUGGAAAUGAUUAUUAUAAUUAUUUAAAUUUUGAAAUGAAUAAUAUAAAUAUAUUGAAUCAAGCAUCAACCAUUAAUAAUAAUCAUCAUUCUAAUUUUCCUUUAAAUUCACCAAAUUCAAACUAUCAGCAAAUUUUUAAUAUAUUACCAUCAAAUAACUUAUUGCAUUCUAACAUUUUAUCACAUAAAUCUAUUCAAUCACAACAUUAUGCAAAUCCUUGUCAAAAAAAAAAUUUUAAUAAUCAUAAUAUAAAUGAUUCUAAUGUAUACAAUGUAAAUCAAUAUAUUAAUAUGGCAAAGUAUAAUGGAAAUGAACAAAAUACUAUGUCUGCAAAUAUAGUUACAAAUAAUAAUAAUAAAAAUAAUUCUUUUUUAAGUAGCAAUUUCAAUAGUACACUACCAAUAAAUCAAAGAGAUUCACAACAAUCACAAACACAUGUAUUUAAUAAUAUUAGAUCAAAUGCUUCAAAUAAUUUAUGCAAUAAUAAUGAUAGUAUGGGUGGAUUACAUAACUCUAACAUUAAUUAUGAUAACUCUAUCCAAAGGGAAAUACUAGCCAUUGAAAACAACAAAAAAGAUAUAAAGAAACAAAAUUAUAUGCCAUCAAAUUCAUCAAAUAAAAAUUAUGAUAGAAAAAUGAAUAACUUAAGUUGUAAGCAUUAUCAAAAUAAUGCGCAAAAUGAUAUAAAUAAAAAUAAUACUAUCAAUAAUGAUAAUAAUAAUAUUAAUAAUAGUAAUAUUAAAAAUAAUAAAAAUAAUAAUAUUACAUAUGACAAUAAAAAAAAAAAAAAAAAUAAUAAUAAUAAUAAUAAUAAUAAUAAUAAUAAUAAUAAUAAUAAUAAUAAUAAUAAUAAUAAUAAUAAUAAUAAUAAUAUAAAUAAUAAUAAUGAUAAUAAUAAUAAUAAUAAUAUAAAUAAUAAUAAUUAUUAUGAUAAUAACAAUACUGAUAUUAAUGAUAAUAAUAUUGAUAUUAGUGAUAAUAAUACUGAUAUUAAUACUACUACUACUACUACUACUACUACUAAUAAUAAUAAUAAUAAUAAUGAUAAUAAUAAUAAUAAUGAUAAUAAUAAUAUAAAUAAUAAUAAUAAUAAUGAUAAUAAUAAUAUAAAUAAUAAUAAUAAUAAUGAUAAUAAUAAUAUAAAUAAUAAUAAUAAUUAUGAUAAUAACAAUACUGAUAGUAAUAAUAAUAAUAAUAAUAAUAAUAAUAAUAAUUAUGAUAAUAAUAAUGAUAAUGAUAGUGAUUAA